This is a messenger RNA of Maniola jurtina (meadow brown), 1663 nucleotides long. RefSeq lists its product as uncharacterized. The record is from RefSeq and is a predicted model, not a curated record. Lineage: Eukaryota; Metazoa; Arthropoda; Insecta; Lepidoptera; Nymphalidae. Bases 290 to 703 code for a protein of 137 amino acids. The transcript has 2 exons.
UUAUUUGGUUGAUGUCAUUUCUUUUCUUUCCACCAGUCACCACAGUAGAUUUAUUAUCUUUUAAGCUUCUAAUAUUCUAAUUCUCAACGAAUUCUAAUUAAAAAUCGGAUGAGAAGUGUGAAUGAAUACACAGCAAUAAAACUGGAAAUAGAAGCACGCUACGGCUACCCCAAGAAAGAUCUACAUUUCCCAAGUGUACCUAUACUUAAUACAAAGUUUUGUAAAACUGUUUCGUGACUUGUGCCCUCGUGCCUAACCUUGUACCUCAUCACAAGCUGUGCUCACCACAAUGCCAGCCAGCAGCAUUAAUUUGUAUAAUAUGCAAGAUGCCAAAAUGAAGUUUGAAGCAAUGCGACCUGCUCCCGUUUGCACCGACACCAGCAUGUUAAUGGGACACUGCCAGAAGAUCCACAUUUCAACGAAUUGUUACUAUGGUUAUCAUGAUACCAAAAGCUUAGAAAAUGUUCACGAGGACGCAGAUUGUGAAAUGGUCGAGUUGUCACGCGAAGGUGACACCAAAGCAGCAUCAUCGCCGAGCAAUACGAGGAAAAGAAGCGCGGACCACGACACAUAUUAUUCACAAACCAAACGCAUACGUGCAGAGGGUAUGGUGCCAACGCCUCAAAACUACAACCCAUGUUUACUGCGCCCCACUCACAACAAUCCAGAUAUCUCUCGUUGUCUCAUGGUCCAUAUGAUAUAGUUCCUCCAAAAUUCCUGCAUCACUGCAACUUUAAUCUAAUUUAGAAAUAUUGACUUUAUCUGCAGAAGUACAAAUAAAGAAAAGAUUAGAACCUGAGACAAUUGAGAAAAAGAAACUGGACACAAGUUCUGAGGAUUUACUGGAGGCUCUUUAUUGGAACUUGCAUGGUGGGAGCUAUUUUCACCUGUGUCAGUGUCUGUGAUGAGAAGUCAAACUUGUGAUAGACAAUAGUGAUGUUGGGACUUUUAAGAACUUCUAUUAGCUACUAAAUGUUUUGUAAAGAAGUUGGUUGGAGUAUUGGAUUAAUUUGAGCAAUAUAAUAAUAAAUGAAUAAGAAAUUUUCGUAAUAAAGAUAAAACAGGACAAGGGCAGCUUUUUAUUUCCAAUGAAGAAAGAAACUAGUGUUUUAUAUAUUUAUUUAUUCUAAAUAAAUAUUAUAACAUAAUCAAUGAAAUAUAAACAGCAGUCAAAUGAUAAAAAGAAUACACACAGUAUUUAAAGUAUACAACGGUGAAUUGGAGAAUGUCAUGAUGCUUCCUUCUCAUUCUUAAUCUGGAAAAAAGGAAAAGGAAAUUAAUUUCGAUUUGUUCUGUUUUUCUGUUACAGAUGCAGAUAAAGAAGAUCUAAUUUUAUUUUUUUCAGGUUCACUCAAACAAUAGAUCAAGCAAAAAUGUUUGAUGUUUGGGUGUUUGCUCCAAUUUAAUUUAAUAUUAAUUUUCACCUUUCUGUUUUUCAGAUGCUUCUUCCAUAUGCAGCCUUGUUGGCACACGGUCAAGCCCAAGCCACUCUGCUUCAGCCUUUAAUGUAAACAUAUCAAAGUUUUAUAUUCCAUCCAUGAUAUGUUUCAGGGUAAAAUUUUGCAUACAAAUGUUCAUAAUCUAAAGUCAAGCAUUUUAAUUUAUCUUUUAUCUGUGAUUUAAGUACCUGAGUAUGAGAUCUUUGUAAUAAAUUAUUAUUAUU